UAAAACAAUUCUCUAUUUUUUCACAUCUUAAUUGCUCAUUAAGGAUACUCUGAAAUGUAGUAAUUGACGUUGAUUUGUAUAGUUAUAUAGAAUGUUGACAAUUUGAAUAUAUAAUAAUGUACAAGUCCGUGAUUCUCUAAAUAAAUAUCCUGGUGCUCAAACUUUGAGCAACCUUUGACAAGAAACUAUAGAGGGAUAUGGCGGUUGGCGAGGAAAACGGCGGCGGAGUACGGAGGAGAGGAUGCACCUUCCAAAAAAACGACUUCUUCCCGGAGGAGUCGUUUAAAAGUUGGGGAAAUUAUGGAAGAUCGGUGAUGGAGACACCAUUCCGAUUGAAAGAUCGUGUGUUGAAACGAUCCAGUGAUCAUUCGGAGUUAUUCGAAGUUAAGGCUCGGAGUGGUAAUGAGAUGAAGAAGACGUUGAAUUGGUGGGACUUGAUAUGGUUCGGCAUCGGUGCUGUCGUCGGUUCCGGAAUAUUUGUGCUUACCGGACUUGAGGCUAGGCAGGAAGCAGGUCCGGCAGUUGUCUUGUCGUUUGUCGUCUCUGGUAUCUCCGCUUUGUUAUCGGUCUUCUGUUAUACAGAGUUCGCCGUCGAAAUACCCGUUGCAGGUGGAUCAUUUGCAUACUUAAGGGUAGAAUUGGGGGACUUUGUGGCAUUUAUAGCAGCUGGAAAUAUCCUUCUUGAGUAUGUUAUAGGAAAUGCAGCGGUAGCUCGAUCAUGGACAUCUUAUUUUGCCACACUCUGCAACAGAGCUCCUGAAGACUUUCGUAUAAUAGUCCAUAGCAUGAACCCUGACUAUGGCCAUCUUGACCCCAUUGCUGUUGUUGCCCUCAUUGUCAUCACUGCCCUUGCUGUCUACAGCACCAAAGGCUCUUCUAUUUUCAACUACGUUGCUACUAUCUUUCACAUGUUUGUCAUUGUCUUCAUUAUUAUUGCUGGUCUCAUCAAAGCCAAACCCGAAAACUACUCUCCAUUUACUCCUUUUGGUGUUCAUGGUAUGAUUGACGCUUCUGCUGUUCUUUUCUUUGCUUAUGUUGGCUUUGAUGCUGUUUCAACUAUGGCUGAGGAAACCAAGAAUCCUGGCAGAGACAUUCCUAUUGGUCUUGUUGGAUCUAUGUUGAUUACCACCAUAUUAUAUUGCUUACUAGCUACAACACUUUGUCUCAUGCAGAAUUAUAAAGAUAUAGAUGUUAAUGCACCUUUUUCUGUUGCUUUUAGUGCUGUUGGAAUGGAUUGGGCUAAGUACAUUGUUUCAUUAGGUGCUUUGAAAGGAAUGACAACUGUAUUGUUGGUUGGUGCUGUUGGUCAAGCUCGUUAUUUAACUCACAUUGCACGUACUCACAUGAUGCCACCUUGGUUUGCUCUUGUUGAUCAUAGAACUGGGACACCUAUGAAUGCUACUAUCUCAAUGCUUGUAACUUCUGGUGUUGUUGCUUUUUUCACUGAUCUUGCUAUUCUCUCUAACCUUUUGUCAAUUUCCACCUUAUUUAUAUUUUCCCUUGUGGCCUUAGCACUUUUAGUAAGGCGUUAUUAUUCAAGUGGAGUAACUACAAAAGGGGAUCAACGCAAUUUCAUUUUGGGUCUUGUGUUGAUUAUUGGCUCUUCAAUUGGAAUUUCAGCUUAUUGGAAUAAUAGUACUCAUGGCUGGAUUGGUUAUUUAGUUUUUGUUCCACUGUGGAUUUUAGGGACGGGUGGUAUUUGGCUUUUUGUACCAAUGGCAAAGAAGCCUACAAUUUGGGGAGUUCCUUUGGUUCCUUGGCUACCUUCUUUGUCUAUUGCUAUUAACAUAUUUCUUCUUGGCUCUAUUGAUAAAGAUUCAUAUAUAAGAUUUGCAGUUUGGACAGGAUUGCUCUUGGUUUAUUAUAUACUCUUGGGAUUACAUGCUUCAUAUGACACGGCAAAAGAGUUUGACCAGGCUCAAAAUACUGCUCCUAAGGAAGUUCAGAAGCAAUGGAACAAUGUGGAACAGGGAGUGUAGGACUAAAUAUUGCAACAGAUUCCAAUUCAUAUGUUGCACAAGCUAGCUAAAAUAUUUCUAUGUUUUUUAUUUUUUCCAAAGAAUGCUGUUUGUUUAGUUUGGUAAGAUCGAUCACAAUGUGUUGUUCUACAAGUAAUUUAGUGUUCGGACAUGUCUUUUCUAGUCAACUACUAGCAAAAUAUUUGUUCGUUCCUGCGGGUAAAAUUGUGAAUAUGUUUGAAAUAUAACUAUAUCUUAAUUCGCGCGUUGCGUCGGUA
Molecule: messenger RNA, 2236 nt
Organism: Cicer arietinum (chickpea)
Lineage: Eukaryota; Viridiplantae; Streptophyta; Magnoliopsida; Fabales; Fabaceae
Product: cationic amino acid transporter 1
Biological process (GO): amino acid transport; transmembrane transport
Cellular component (GO): plasma membrane
Molecular function (GO): L-lysine transmembrane transporter activity; L-glutamate transmembrane transporter activity
Source: RefSeq, a predicted model, not a curated record